Messenger RNA from Cucumis melo (muskmelon), 2383 nucleotides. Its product is annotated as endoglucanase 7. The record is from RefSeq and is a predicted model, not a curated record. Gene Ontology annotation, molecular function: hydrolase activity, hydrolyzing O-glycosyl compounds. NCBI's taxonomy places the organism in Eukaryota, Viridiplantae, Streptophyta, Magnoliopsida, Cucurbitales, Cucurbitaceae. Bases 320 to 2206 code for a protein of 628 amino acids. Gene Ontology annotation, biological process: carbohydrate metabolic process. The transcript is spliced from 5 exons.
GAAAGAAGAAAUUAAAAGCAUUUUUUAAAAUACAAAGACUUUUUUAAACAUAAACUCUAAAAAGCCAAGGAAAAAUUCGGCCUUUCUCCAUUGACGGUUUCAAACUCAAGCAUUUCCCCAUUAUAUAUAUAUAUAUAUAUAUAUAUAGAAAAACAAAGCCAUUUUUCCACAAAUUGACUAAAACAUCCGACUCCGACUCCGUCUUCUCCAAUCCUCUCAAAAUCGCCGUCGUAUUCACACAGCACUCCGAUGAGAGAAGAGAAACAGAGUAAAUCAAAUUAGGCGAAAAACAGAGAGAAACAUAAAUCGAAGUAGCUAAAUGCAGGGCGGAAACCACUGGGGAGGGCCACUGGAAGUGAUCGAUGACAACAACGGCGGCGGAGGUAAGGAUCAUGAUCAGAGGAGGGCAGCGGAGGAUUGGGAUAGAGCGGCUCUACGAUCGCAAUCGUUCAAUCAGAACGAGCUUGAUGAGACACAGAGGAGUUGGCUUCUAGGUCCCUCGGAUGGGAAGAAGAAGAAGAAAUACGUUGACCUAGGUUGCGUAAUGGUGUCGAGGAAAGCUUUGAAAUGGAGCUUGAUUUCGAUUUUGAUUGCGUUCUGUGUGAUCGGAUUGCCGAUCAUAGUGGCUAAAACUUGGCCGCGCCACCACCCUCCGCCACUUCCGCCUGAUCGCUACUCCGAAGCUCUUCGUAAAGCUCUCCUCUUCUUCAAUGCUCAGAAAUCUGGGAGAUUAGGAAAAAGCAACAACAUAAGAUGGAGAGGGAACUCAGGGGUAAACGACGGGAAUGAUACAUUGGCAAAAGGAGGGCUUGUUGGGGGGUACUACGAUUCAGGUGAGAAUAGUAAAUACAAUUUUCCGAUGGCAUAUUCAAUGACUAUGCUGAGCUGGAGCUUGAUCGAGUACAGUCACAAGUUUAAGUCUAUUCAUGAGUAUGAGCACGUCAGAGACCUCAUCAAAUGGGGUACUGAUUAUCUGCUCUUGACUUUCAACUCUUCCUCCACCAAAAUUACUCAAAUUUAUUCUCAGGUGGGAGGAUCGCAAAAUGGAUCCCAAAUCCCCGACGAUUCCACCUGCUGGCAGAAGCCGGAGCAAAUGGACUACAAUCGACCUACACAAACCACAUUCCAAGGCCCCGAUCUCGCCGCUGAGAUGUCCGCCGCUCUCUCCGCCGCCUCCAUCGUCUUCCGCGACCACCCUCUCUACUCCGCCAAACUAAUCAAAGGCGCCCAGACGCUCUUCGCCUUCGCUCGCGAUUCCGGCCGCCGCUCCCGCUACAGCCGCGACAAUGCCUUCAUUGCCGCCGCCUACAACUCCACUGGCUACUACGACGAGUACAUGUGGGGAGCCGCGUGGUUGUACUACGCCACGGGAAACGCAUCGUACUUAUAUCUGGCGACGUUGCCGGGAAUACCGAAGAACGCUAGGGCUUUUAAUGUGACGGCGGUUUCGAGUGUUCCGAGCUGGAAUAACAAACUGCCGGGGGCGAUGGUGUUGUUGACGAGAGUGAGGAUGAUGCUGAAUCCAGGGUUUCCGUAUGAGGAGAUGUUGAGUAUGUAUCAAACGGUUACGGGGCUUAACAUGUGUUCUUAUCUGAAGCAAUUUCGUGUCUACAAUUGGACUCGAGGAGGAAUGAUGAUUAUGAACAAAGGACAGCAACAGGGACAGAAUCUCCAAUAUAUAGCAAAUGCUGCAUUUUUGGCAAAUUUGUUUGCUGAUUAUUUGAACUCCACUGGGGUCCCCGGCUUCAACUGUGGCCCUAAUUACAUUCCUUCCACUCUUAUUCGCAACUUUGCCACCUCCCAGAUUGAUUACAUUCUUGGCAAUAACCCUUUGAAAAUGAGCUAUGUUGUUGGCUAUGGCACCAAGUUCCCAAGACGAGUGCAUCACCGAGGUGCAUCCAUUCCUAGCGACAACAAAUACUACUCGUGCAAGGGGGGAUUCAAGUGGCGAGACAACCCCGGUCCCAACCCCCACAACAUCACCGGUGCUAUGGUUGGUGGUCCUGAUCAAUUCGACAAGUUUCAUGACGUACGUACUAAUCCAAACUACACAGAGCCAACUCUAGCUGGUAAUGCUGGCCUUGUUGCUGCUCUUGUUUCCCUCACUACUACUGCUGGCUUUGGCAUUGACAAGAACACCAUCUUUUCUGGGAUCCCGCCACUUGGUCCCAAGACGCCACCGCCUCCGCCUCCAUGGAGGCCGUGAUGAUGAGUUGUUGCUGGUGAAAACUAGGCCAAUUAAAUCAUCCCUUUUCUCUCAAUCUUUCUAUUGUUUUUUCUUCCGGGGCCUAAUUUUCUUUCUUUGUAGCUAUUAAAUGAAACUUGAGUUCUUUUAUAUAUAUAUAUAUAUAUAUAUAUAUAUAUAUAUUUAUAUACGUUCAUU